Messenger RNA from Arachis stenosperma, 1181 nucleotides. Its product is annotated as ethylene-responsive transcription factor CRF2-like. NCBI's taxonomy places the organism in Eukaryota, Viridiplantae, Streptophyta, Magnoliopsida, Fabales, Fabaceae. Bases 39 to 1001 code for a protein of 320 amino acids. The record is from RefSeq and is a predicted model, not a curated record. Gene Ontology annotation, biological process: regulation of DNA-templated transcription. The transcript has a single exon. Gene Ontology annotation, molecular function: DNA binding; DNA-binding transcription factor activity.
AUUGCUAUCUCCAAGAAUCUGAUACACAAAAACACAACAUGCCUGCGCCUCCUCCUAACUACACUCACCACCGCACCAAACUCGUCAGGAUAACAGUUACUGACGCUGAUGCCACCGACUCCUCCAGCGACGAAGCACAAGUGUCAUCCUCCACGCGCCACCACCGACACAGAAAGCUCGUCAACGAGAUUCUUAUCGAGCCCUGUCAAGUGCCUCCCCGGAAGAGAACCAAGAAGUCAUCAGCAAGUACCUCUGCCGCCAAGCCCAAAGCUCCGGCCAUUCGCCGCCAACUCUCCGGCAGGAAGUUCCGGGGGGUGAGGCAGAGGCCAUGGGGGAAAUGGGCGGCGGAGAUAAGAGACCCUUCACGGCGCGUGAGGUUAUGGUUAGGUACCUACGACACCGCGGAGGAAGCUGCCAUGGUGUACGACAACGCGGCCAUUAAACUGCGUGGACCCGACGCGCUCACCAAUUUCAUAACGCCGCCACCAACCACAACGCUGGACAGUAAUAAUAAUAAUGAAAAUAAAACGGCAGCACCAACGGUUUUGGUAAACGGUUACAGUUCCGGUGAUGAGGAGUCUCAAAGCACCAACAACAAUCACAGUCAGAGUCACAAUCUGUUCUCUCCAACUUCGGUACUUCAUCAUCAUCAUCAUCAUAAUCAGUGUUGUUAUUCCUUAUCGGAGGAAGGUGAAUCCACCGUAACGGGCAAAGAGGAUGAAUAUUCGAGCGUGUCGGAGAAUAAUAAGGUCAAAUCUGAGGAAGACGAUUCAUCAUUCCUUCACAUUCCGAGUGAUGUGCUCUUUGAUUUUCAAGUCUCUUCUUCGCCGUUGGUGGUGCCAGAUGUUUUUGAAGAAAGCUUGCUCUUCGCCGAUGAUUGCGGCGGUUUCCUCACUUCUUGUGAGGACUUUGAUUUCAGCUUCAAAAGCUGGCACAGAGAGGAUGACUUCUUCCAAGAUAUAACUGAUUUAUUCCCUUCAGAUCCGCUUCUUGCUCUUUGAUUUUAAUUACUGCCUUCGUUUAAGUUAAUACUACUUAAUUAGUACUUAUAUUAUUACUUAAUAUAGCAUAUUAGCGUGAUUUUGCGUCAUUCUGUUGCCAAAAACUGGCAAAUUUUGUAUCGGCGGGAAAUAACUACUGUAAUCACUAAUCCUUUUUGUCUUUUUUCUUUUUUUUGGUUG